Molecule: messenger RNA, 1528 nt
Organism: Aspergillus homomorphus CBS 101889
Lineage: Eukaryota; Fungi; Ascomycota; Eurotiomycetes; Eurotiales; Aspergillaceae
Product: putative glutamine-serine-proline rich protein
Exons: 1
Coding region: 104-1369 (421 amino acids)
Source: RefSeq, a predicted model, not a curated record
UUUCUACUUUCAACUCCCUCCUGCAUCUCCGGUCUCUCUACCUUUAAGGAGAACAGAACCUCCAUCCAACCAGCUCAAAUCCAUAUCCAAGCAAACCACCCUGAUGUCAGCACAAGAAUACUUCGGCGGGUCUCAGCAGCCCAAGCGGGAGGAAACACACACUCCUGGUCCCUGGUCUUCAUCGACACCAGGCCCGGACACUCCUCGCACUGGCGCCUACAGUCCCUACCCACCAUCUCAGCCCAACUACGAGAAUUACUACCGUCCCAACUCGAACCCCAGCCAGAAUUACUAUGCUCCCUCACCGGAUCCCACCCGGACUCACAGUCCCUACCAAACGAUGCCUGCUCAUCCGUCGUUUGCUGGUGGACCCUCUCCCUCCCCCUCCCUAGGCGGCGAUGGGUACUCCCAGCAGCAGGCCUACGGACAGCAGCAGCAGCAGCAACCCCCAUACCCUCACCACGGAGGGCCUCCCAACCCAUCAUACCCUUAUCCCCAGCAAGAGGGAGGUAACCAAUCCUACGGCAACGACCGCCCAUACUCUCCGUACCCACCCACGACGGCCGACAACCAAUCCAACGCCCCCUACAACCAGCUACCGGGAGGACCCCAACAACCCCCACCCUACACCUCCAACCCCAAUCUUCCGCCAGGCGCCACAGACGACCAAGACCGCGGCUUCCUAGGCGCCGUCACCGGCGGUGCAGCGGGCGCCUUCGCAGGCCACAAGGUCAACCACGGCUUCCUGGGCGCGAUCGGCGGGGCGCUCACGGGCUCCGUCGCCGAAGACGCCGUCAAAAAACACCGCAAGAAGAAGGAGGAAGAAGAGAAAGAAGCCCUCCGCCGACAGCAUGAGGCCAUGAAGGAGCAGCAGCGCCGCGAGCAUGAGGCCAUGAAGGAGCAGCAGCGCCGCGAGAAGGAAGAGCGCAAGAUGCAGCGCCGCGCCAAUCGCCACAACCGCCACUCGAGCUCGUCGUCUUCUUCCUCCUCGUCUGACGACGACCACCACCACCGCAAGCACCACGGGAAGCACUGCGGUGGCGGCACCUACCGCGGGAAUUUCUCCGGCUCCUCUCGCGACAUCCGGCUUGAGGGGUAUCACGAGCUCGUGGCGUACUGCGGCGAUGUCAACGGCCACCAGCAUCGGUCCUCGAUCCCGUUGAACGACGUGCUGACCAACUCCUGGGGCGAGUUAAAGUGGGCCCGCCACGGCAACUUCGCGGCCUCGGCUAGUAAUGUGCAUCUGGAGGAUGGGGGUCGCGUGCUGGUGGCGGAUCUCGGGGAUGGCAAUGCCGGGUGGAAGAGGAGCUUCAUUCGCUUGGAUGAGAGGAUCUCGAACCAGAACGGGCGGUUGGUGUUCCUGGACUAGAUCAUAAUCAAAGCAAAUGAAGGGCGAAAUGCGCGUAGUAACGGAAAGUGAGACUUUGUUCUGACGGUCAUUUAUUGAAAUGCUAGCGUUGUCUUAUCUUGCUUUAUCGAGCUUAAUGCAGUCUCAUUCUGAAUCCAUCUUUUCCGACUUUAAGGAGAC